AUGGCUUCAGAUUCGUUGAGAGAUUCGUCGAGUGUACCUUCUUUUUCAAUUGUACCACCUACAAGUGCAGUUAUGGCAGAUGAAUUUGCUAAUAAUCCUUUCUUUUUACCAGCAAACGAGAAUCCUGGUUUAAUUCUCACAUCUCAACCUCUCACUGGUCCUGAGAAUUACAUGAGUUGGGCAAGAUCUGUGUUUUUGGCCUUGAGUGCUGUAAACAAGUUUGGAUUCGUGAAUGGUUCAAUUCCAGAGCCAGAUCCAACCUCACCUUUGUUCAAUUCUUGGAGUAGAUGCAACACUACAAUCCUCACAUGGCUGACCAAUUCACUUAGCCCUGAUCUUAAGGCAAGUGUGAUGUACAUCAAUUCUGCAAAAGACUUGUGGAUUGAUCUUAAAGAUAGGCUAUCUCAGGACAACACACCAAGAUUAUUUAAGCUUCAAAAGGAGAUUUCACACUUGGUUCAAGGUUCACUCUCGAUGAGUUCCUAUUUUACCAAAUUCAAGACUUUGUGGGAUGAAUUUGUCAAUUAUCAACCUUUCACAGUUUGCACUUGUGCUUGUGUUUAUGGUUCUAAGUUAUCUUAG
Messenger RNA from Quercus lobata, 582 nucleotides. RefSeq lists its product as uncharacterized. The record is from RefSeq and is a predicted model, not a curated record. The coding region runs from base 1 to 582 and encodes 193 amino acids. The transcript has a single exon. Lineage: Eukaryota; Viridiplantae; Streptophyta; Magnoliopsida; Fagales; Fagaceae.